This is a messenger RNA of Leptosia nina, 1575 nucleotides long. The record is from the annotation of a GenBank genome assembly. NCBI's taxonomy places the organism in Eukaryota, Metazoa, Arthropoda, Insecta, Lepidoptera, Pieridae.
AUGGUUCGUCAGUGUGUCCUUCGAUGUUUACUAGAUUCGCAUGCGCCCAUUUCACUGCCACAUAAAGUGGAGACAGUAGUCGGUCGUAGUAAAAUCACUAAAAUAAAAGAUCAGGCGUGCUCCCGCAACCAACUAAGUCUAACUGCCGAUUGUGAACUGUGUUUAGUGGAAAUUAAGCAAUUAGGCAUAAAUCCAUCUGGUUUAGAUGGUUUUGCUUUAAAGAAAGACAGUGCCUAUAACAUAAAACAUGGGAGCAAAGUUGAAAUAUUAUUAAAUCAGUACUUUCAUGUAGUCGAGUUUGACCCUCCACCUGAUGAUUCUGAAGAACGGAGAACCAGUUUAAAAAGAAAAUUAAAUGACUCUCAGGAUAGUGAUUCUAAGAAGAAGCUUCCUAAAACUGAAUUAGUCAACAUGAGUGUUCAAGAGUGCUCUGAAAACAAAUGGGAGGAUAUUGAAAACGGUGAGGUAUACAUUUACACAGCGAAAGGUGUAAGAUCUAGUCCGAAAAUAGCAGCAUUCGAUAUGGACGGUACUUUAAUAAAGACAAAGUCGGGGAAAGUACACCCUGUUGAUACUAAUGAUUGGCAGAUACUAUUCCCUUGUGUUUCACAAAAAGUUGCAGAAAAACACAGUGAUGGUUUUAAAAUAGUUCUUUUGAGCAAUCAGUCCCCCAUCGGUAGUGGGCGAGUUAAAAUUGAAGAAUUCAAGAAGAAGAUAGAGGGGGUCGUAGCAAAGUUGAACAUUCCUGCCCAAGUAUAUAUUGCGACUGGUAAAGGGUUUUACAGAAAACCAUCGACCGGUAUGUGGAAUGUUUUAGCUGAGCUGAAAAAUGACGAUCUGCCUAUAGACAUGGAUAAAAGCUUUUAUGUUGGUGAUGCAGCUGGCCGAGCAGCAAAUUGGGCUCCAGGAAAAAAGAAGGAUCACUCCAUGGCAGAUAUUCUGCUCACUAAAAACUUAGGCCUGACAUUCUAUACCCCGGAACAGUUCUUCUUGGGCCACUCAAUAACAAAUGUACCUAUGACACUGCCCGAGUUUAAUCCAAGAGAUGUUAAGUCUACUCCUUUUAAUGAGAGGCUGCUAAGUUCAGAGCAGGAGUUACUCGUGCUAGUGGGCUACCCAGGCAGCGGUAAGUCCUUCAUUGCCAAACAAAUAGAAGAGAAGUCGCGGCACAAGUACGUCACCGUCUGUCGAGACAUCCUCGGCUCCUGGCAAAAAUGUUCCGCUGAGGCGAUUAAGCUUCUACAGCAAGGGAAGAGUGUUAUCGUGGACAGCACUAACCCGGAUCUGGAAUCUCGCGGUCGCUGGACUUCCCUGGCCAAAGAGAAGGGCUUGCAGUGCAGAUGCGCCAAGAUGGCGACGAGCAAGGCGCACGCGCAGCACAACAACAAAUUCAGGGAGAUCAUGAAGAUCAAGCAUGGCAUCGUAAACGACAUAGUAUUUAACACCUACAAGUCGAAGUUCGUGGAACCAACCGUAAAAGAGGGCUUCAAAGAGGUCCUGGAGGUGAAAUUCAAUCCCGACUUUGAAGAUGAACAAGCCGAGAAAUUGUAUAAAAUGUAUUUGUUAGAGAAGUGA